Molecule: messenger RNA, 1488 nt
Organism: Exophiala xenobiotica
Lineage: Eukaryota; Fungi; Ascomycota; Eurotiomycetes; Chaetothyriales; Herpotrichiellaceae
Exons: 6
Coding region: 1-1488 (495 amino acids)
Molecular function (GO): iron ion binding; heme binding; oxidoreductase activity, acting on paired donors, with incorporation or reduction of molecular oxygen, reduced flavin or flavoprotein as one donor, and incorporation of one atom of oxygen
Source: RefSeq, a predicted model, not a curated record
AUGUCGAGUGAGUUGGCAAGGCACGAUGACUUUCAAAAGGAGGAGCAGCAGCUGGCGCAACGUCACGGCUGCCUACCACCACCCAGACUUCAGAAUCAACGGCCACUCGGCAUCGACCGCCUUGAACAGAUCUUCAGGGCCAACACGGAAUCACGACUGAUGGAGCUUUUUCUCCUCCACUUUCGACAGACUGGAAAUACCUUGGACCAAGUUUUCCUGGGCACCCAAGCCUUUGGAACCAUCGAUCCCGCCAACUUGGAAGCGAUCCUGAGCACCAAUUUCAAAGAUUACAGCAUGGGACUAAGAAGGGCGAUUACAUUCCCAAUGUUCGGCGAUGGCAUCUUUACUCAAGAGGGGCCAGCGUGGAAGCAUUCCCGAGAAUUGCUCAGACCGCAGUUUGCGCACAAGCAGUAUGACAAUCUGGGAGUGUUUGGCGACGCCAUCGAGGAUCUCUUGACCGCGAUUCCGUCCAUUGGAGGAGUCGUCGACCUUCAGCCUUUGUUCUUCCGGCUCACUCUAGACACCACCACUGCGUUCCUAUUCGGAGAAUCUGUGCGAAGUCUGAGAGCACCAAAGUCGGCUGGGGAGCAAACUUUUGCCGACGCCUUCAACAUCGCGCAAGAAUAUGUGGCAAAGAGAUUUCGGCUCUUGGAUUUCUACUGGCUCAUAGGCGGUCCCAAAUUCCAACGAGCAUGCGCCGAUGUUCACAAGUUCGCCGAUUGGAUCAUCAAACAAAACUUGGCGCAGGAAAAAUGUGGCACCACUGGUGAAGAGAGACACACGUUUCUGAAGACAGUAUCAGAGAUCAUCCCAGAUCGAAAUGCUCUCAGAAGCCAGAUCAUCAACAUUUUGGUCGCUGGCCGUGAUACCACGGCAUGCCUGCUUUCUUGGACCUUCUUCUUACUAGUUCGCUAUCCACGUGCCCUCGACAAGCUGCGCGUGGAGAUCAAGGAUGCGUGUGAGGGGAAAGAAGAGCUCACCAGAAAUGAUCUCAGAGAAAUGAAAUAUCUGCAGAAUGUCCUGAAGGAGACACUUCGUCUGUACCCCUCCGUGCCAGUCAACACCCGCACCGCAACGAGAACCACCAUACUACCUACCGGCGGUGGCUCGGAUCGCAAAUCUCCUGUGCUCAUCCCCAAGGGCGCGGCUGUUGCAUAUUGCGUUUAUGCUUUGCAUCGCAGACCAGAUCUUUACGGAAUGGACGCCGAGGGCUUUCGUCCCGAAAGAUGGGACGAGGACAUGCCUCUAAAUCGCAAUUCUACGGAUGCUAAAUGGGGUUAUCUGCCCUUCAAUGGCGGACCAAGGAUCUGCCUGGGAAUGGAUUUUGCCCUCACCGAAGCGGCAUACACCAUUGUUCGCCUGAUGCAACGCUUCCCGGUCAUUAGACUGCCUUCCACCGAGCGGGUGGAGGUGACAGGCGUCGAAAAGCAAACAAUGACACUGGUCAUGUCCAUCACUGAAGGCUGCAAGGUUGAAAUGCACUCUUGA